GGGCCGGGGCUUGGCACGUCCGUCAACCUGGGGCGGUGGGGAAGGGGCAGGGUGUCCCGCAGCCCCCGGACUGGAUCGGAGCGAAGCCGGAGCCGGAGCCUGAGCCGGAGCCGGAGCCGGAGCGGACCCGACCCGGACUGGAUCAGAUCGGAUCGGGGCGGAGCGGAGCGGCCCCAUGGCGGAGCCAGGCCAGAGCCAGAUCGAUGAAAUAGAAGCCCUGUCCUCUAUAUAUGGCGACGAAUGGUGUGUCAUUGAUGAAGCUGCAAGAAUAUUUUGUAUUCGAAUUAGCGAUCACUUAGAGCAUCCCAAAUGGACACUCUGCCUUCAGGUGAUUUUGCCAUCUGAAUACCCAGGCACAGCACCACCUCUUUAUCAACUGAAUGCUCCUUGGCUUAAAGAACAAGAUCGUAUGGAGUUGGCAAAUAGUCUUGAGGAAAUCUAUGUAGAGAAUCUUGGUGAAAGCAUUCUUUAUCUAUGGGUGGAGAAGAUACGAGAAGUUCUAAUGGAAAAAUCUCAAUCGUCUGAUUCAGGGCCAGACUUCAAGAAGAAAAGUGAGGAGGAAGAUGUUGAUUUUGAAGAUGAUUUUAUUUUGGAGCAUCAACCGGAAGAUGCAGUGAAAACGUUGGAUUUUGUUAUUCCAGAAAGUCAAGGAGAGGUAGAAGAGAUGCCGCCGAUUGACCACGGUGUUCCCAUCACGGACCGAAGGAGCACUUUCCAGGCCCACUUAGCUCCCGUAGUGACCCCCAAACAGGUGAAGAUGGUACUUGCCAAGUUAUACGAAAACAAGAAAAUAGCCAGCGCCACCCACAAUAUAUACGCAUACAGAAUAUACUGUGAAGACAAACAGACAUUCCUGCAGGAUUGCGUAGAUGACGGAGAAACAGCAGCAGGUGGGCGUCUCCUCCACCUCAUGCAGAUUUUGAAUGUGCGAAAUGUUCUAGUGGUGGUGUCACGCUGGUAUGGAGGGAUUCUGCUUGGACCGGAUCGUUUUAAACACAUCAACAACUGCGCCAGAAAUAUCCUCGUGGAACAGAAGUACACAGACACACCGUUAAUUUGUGUUUCUUUCAGGAGGAAUCAUCCAAGCAGUUGGGAAAGAAUAAAAAACAGAGAAAAGACAAGAGGAAGAGUGACCAUUAGUUAAUGAAAAACCUGCCAAUAUGUAAAACUAAUAAAGAAUAAAUAAAUCCCCAAGGGAUAUAUCUGCAGACUCAAAA
This is a messenger RNA of Ornithorhynchus anatinus (platypus), 1217 nucleotides long. It is a transcript of the gene IMPACT, whose product is annotated as impact RWD domain protein. The record is from RefSeq and is a predicted model, not a curated record. Gene Ontology annotation, biological process: regulation of translational initiation. The coding region runs from base 176 to 1144 and encodes 322 amino acids. Gene Ontology annotation, molecular function: protein binding. Lineage: Eukaryota; Metazoa; Chordata; Mammalia; Monotremata; Ornithorhynchidae. The transcript has 11 exons. Gene Ontology annotation, cellular component: cytoplasm.